This is a messenger RNA of Gilbertella persicaria, 532 nucleotides long. RefSeq lists its product as uncharacterized. NCBI's taxonomy places the organism in Eukaryota, Fungi, Mucoromycota, Mucoromycetes, Mucorales, Choanephoraceae. The record is from RefSeq and is a predicted model, not a curated record. The transcript has a single exon. The coding region runs from base 65 to 289 and encodes 74 amino acids.
GACAUAAUAAACAGAUGGUCUGUUCUCUUGAAUUUAGAGACAAUUUCAGUUUACCUAAUAUUGCAUGAGACAUCUAAAGAUGGCAUUCUUUUCAAGGGAAACUUCCAACGUCUUCUCUUCCAUUCCAACAGCAACAGCUCUUGCUACAUUGAUACUCCUUUCGAACUUAUCGCGAGGUGUAUCUUACAUCAAGCUCAUCUUUAUCUCUUUCUGUGAAAACAGAUGUAAUACCAUCUUGUAUGACUCAACCCACAUGAGAAAGACAAUGACUUGGUUAGAAAUCAAAUAAGUCAAAGCUUUAUUUGAGAAGGCACACCUAUUCACCAAGGAUGAACUAGAUGAUGCAUGCGAUUGUCUUCGAUGACUCAUUGACAAUAUAUCUCCCAAGUCGAAUACUCUAUUUGCUUAUAGAUACAGUCCAAAUCAAUUGAGCAUACAUCCCCUCAAACGCGAAACCAUAUUAUCUUUUUUUGCAAAAGAUGGUUUUCCUUACAAAGCUUCAAAAGAAUGAAACACAUCAGAACAAACCGCU